Molecule: messenger RNA, 831 nt
Organism: Oikopleura dioica
Lineage: Eukaryota; Metazoa; Chordata; Appendicularia; Copelata; Oikopleuridae
Source: the annotation of a GenBank genome assembly
AUGAAGCUCGUUGGAUUGCUGGUUGCUGCUUCUCAUGGGCAACUUUUGCCGAAACUCGAGUUCAAGGGAAUGCCUGUACCAGCGCAUCUUCUGAACAUUGAACCAAAAGAUCUUGAGUCACAGAGCUCGUCAAAAGCAGAGACGACUACUGUGAUGCCAAGUACAUCAACGAUUACCACUUCUCGUGCGUCAUCUACUGUUACAGAAAACAGUUCACAAGCAACAACCACCCAUGCAACAACAACAGAAGCUGCGCAGAGCAUCGAAGAAUUCUUAUUUUCAAUGGAGAACAACGAAAAUUCCAGCGUCUCAGACUCAAGAAAUGAGAAUGAUACGACCAGACCGUCGAGGGGAUCUUUUGAUUUGAAAGCAGCGAUGGAAGAAAGUCGGGCGCAAGGAUAUGGAUCAGUUACUGGAGCGCGGCUGAGAUUCGCCGGAACACCUUUGGGAGACGUAGCGCCAAUUUAUUUGUGCAAGAAUCGCUCCGGAAACCACUGCUGCGACAAUAAAGAUCCCGACUGCUUCACGCCCGGUGGCUGCUUCUGCGAUUCGUCAUGCCGAGCGUUUGACGACUGCUGUCCGGAUUUUGAGGACGAAUGCGUCGAUAAAAAGUGUCUUGAAGAGACUAAAAAGAAUUCAGCUGGAAAACUCGCGCUCCGAGGAAUCGAGUUGCGGCGAAUGAGACAUCCCGAGGUGAUCAUGGUCGCUUCAGGAGGUCAACCAACGCACGUAGAACCAGACGGCUGUUGCAACGGUAUUCCAUACAAUCAUGGAAUCAAAUGCUGCUGCAAUGGAGCUCUGACUGAUCAGUGUCCUUGUCCAGAAACUUAA